Messenger RNA from Microdochium trichocladiopsis, 1881 nucleotides. RefSeq lists its product as uncharacterized. The transcript has a single exon. The record is from RefSeq and is a predicted model, not a curated record. Lineage: Eukaryota; Fungi; Ascomycota; Sordariomycetes; Xylariales; Microdochiaceae. Gene Ontology annotation, molecular function: protein binding. The annotation marks the transcript as partial.
UUUGACUGGAUACUCGAGAACGAUCAAUUGAAGCAUUGGCAACAAUCCAAAGACGCUCGACUCCUCUGGAUCAGGGGAGAAGCAGGCAAGGGCAAGACGAUGCUCAUAAUCGGCCUCGUCAAUCAAUUGGCCCGGUCAAAGUCCCCAAACUCUGGGUUCGCCUUCUUCUUUUGCCAGAAUGCAGACCCGCGCCUCAAUAAUGCCAUUUCCGUGCUGCGAGGGCUUGUCUGGAUGCUGUUGUGCGCACACCCGAGCAUGGCUCAGUACAUCCCGAAAGAAUACCGGGACAAGAAGGACAAACGUGCAGCUAUGUUUGAGAAUCCGGACCAGACUUUCUUCUCAACCCUGAAGAUCAUGCUCACCUCGAUAUUCAGGGACGCCCGCUUCGACCGGCUACACAUACUUGUGGACGCCCUCGAUGAGUGUAGUCAGGACUCGGACAAGCUGGUCGACUUGAUCAGGCAAGACACCACGGAUCCUUGUUCGAGAGCGAAAUGGCUGGUCUCAGGUCGCUAUACAAUACGACUCAACAGGGAGCUGAAGCCAAGCCAACACAGGGACUUACUUUCCUUGGAGCUCAAUGAAAACCAUAUAUCGGAAGCUGUGGCUAGCUUUAUCAAGCAGAAGGUCGACGACCUAGUCACUGCCGACAACAGAAAGCUACGGAAGCAGGUCCGAGACCGGAUGAUGGAGAAGGCCGAAUCCACCUUCCUUUGGGCUGCGUUAGUGUGGAAGCGUCUCAAAGGACUCGCACAGUUGCAGAUUUUGGAGGAGCUCGACAAGUUCCCACCUGGAUUGGCACCGCUUUACGAAAGGAUGAUGCAGCUAAUUGAAGAGCGUGGCCCAGACCUAAGCACUAGAUGUAAACGGGUCCUUCGCGCAGUUUCCAUCACCUACCGGCCCCUCACCCUCCACGAGCUUGCUCCGGUAGCGGAUCUCUGGCUACCACCGGAUCACCUUCGCGAGCUUAUCGACCUCUGUGCCUCAUUUGUUAUGAUUCGCAAGGAUACCAUUCGGUUUAUCCACCAGUCCGCCAAGGACUACCUGGACAUCUUGCAUACAAUUUUCCCUCGGACACGCGAGGAAGAACAUUGCCAGGUUGUGACGCGCUGUCUGAAGGCUCUGUCCGACACUCUAAAAAGAGACGUAUAUGGCCUGGGCCAGCCCGGAUUUGCAAUUGAGGACGUCAAUAUACCUUCUCCGGAUCCACUCCUCGCUGUUCGGUACGCAUCCACCUACUGGAUUCGCCAUCUCCUCGAACCGAAUGCUGGCAUCCAGGACCGCAACAUACUGAACUCAGUCGACGCAUUCCUUCGGAUCCAUUUUCUUCACUGGCUUGAGAGCCUGAGCCUUGUGAAACAACUACCUAGCGCUGUUGUGUCCUUAAGCAAACUGGCUAGUGGGUUACUUGGGGAAAACAGCCUGUAUGGCUUUCUUGAGGACGCACGCCGCUUUACUACGUAUUAUCGAUGGAUAAUGGAGAACCAUCCGCUACAGGUCUAUGCGUCUGCGUUGGUGUUUAGCCCUACGCGCAGCCGUAUUAGGAUGACAUUUCGACACGAAGAGCCGAGUUGGAUCAAGAUGAAGCCGACUAUGGAAGAUCAAUGGAAUGCUUGUCUCCAGACAUUGGAGGGGCAUAGCGGUGGGGUCAACUCGGCCGUGUUCUCCUACGAUAGCUGCCGGCUCGCGUCGGCGUCUUGGGAUAAGACUGUCAAGGUGUGGGAUACUACGACGGGCCAAUGUCUCCAGACGCUCGAGGGGCAUAGCGGUUGGGUAAACUCGGUUGUGUUCUCCCACGAUAGCUGCCGGCUCGCGUCCGCAUCGGAGGACAACACCGUCAAGGUGUGGGAUGCCACGGCGGGCCAAUGCCUCCAGACGCUC